GUGUUAUUGUGUUGUUAUUAUAUAAUGUCUUUGUUUAUUAAUAUUGUUUGCAGAUUUUUAAAUACUCGUUUGGAAUGGCAAACUAAAAAAAUAGCAUCAGUCCAAAUCACAGGUAUAAAUAGCCAAACCUUUUCCAAACAACUCAACAUUUUAUCAUUACCUAUUACAUUUCGAUCUCAAACCCAUCAUUCCAUCUAGUCUCUACUUCCAUGAAGUUAUUCUCGAUCCUCACUUUUGCUGCCACCACUGCUACUGCUGUCAUGGCACUAUCAAGUGGUGAAAGGAAAGCCCUACUUUUAUUCCCUCAGACUUACAGUAAUGUUGACGUCAAAAACUUUUAUAGUGUGUCCGAAGCAAUCAAGGUGUAUGCAUCAGAAGCCAACGUGGAAUAUGUGAAUUAUCUGAUUAGAAUAGGUUCAGAUUCUAGCGCUGCCAGCAAGAUGAUAGAACAUGCCAAAUACCUCAAGGAAGACUCGGAGGUUAAAGGAGACAGUGAUAUUGAGAAGGGUUACAAUGUGCUUGUGGGCGCUAUCAAGGACUUUGACAAUCUGACUUAAACAUACAAAGCUUUAGAUGUGGUAUAUACAGCUAGACUUUUUUUUUACCCUUUUUAAAUACACACAUUCCAAGCCACUAUCUU
Molecule: messenger RNA, 640 nt
Organism: Kickxella alabastrina
Lineage: Eukaryota; Fungi; Kickxellomycota; Kickxellomycetes; Kickxellales; Kickxellaceae
Exons: 1
Source: RefSeq, a predicted model, not a curated record